CUUUUUUUAUAAGAUUACCUUAGAAAUCUAUAAAAAUUAAGAUUCUAUGAACAAAGGAGGUAUUAUAGCAAUUAACAAGCCAUCUGGAUGGAUCUGUACACAUAUUUUGAAUGAAUUAGAAAAAAUAUUAAGGAAUUCUUAUCUUUAUGAUCAACUUGUUGAUAUUUCUCAAGAACAAGUAUAUAAACGUCAUAGAAAAUCCAGAGAUUUGAAAUUUAAGAAAAUUAAACUUGGACAUGGAGGAACUUUAGAUCCAUUAGCAAGUGGUAUACUUGUAAUAGGUAUUGGAAAGAGCACAAAGAGACUUAAGGAAUUUUUAAACUGCACUAAAGAAUAUGAAGCAACAGCUUUAUUCGGUUAUUCUACAGAUACAUAUGAUUCUAAUGGAAAAAUUUUAAAACGUAUGCCAUGGUCUCAUUUAACACAAGAUAAAGUUGAAAAAGCACUUGAGAAUUUUAGGGGUAAUAUAUUACAGAAACCUCCAAUGUAUUCUGCUUUGCAUAUGAGAGGAAAACGGUUAUAUGAAUAUUCAAGAGAAGGAAUUGAACUUCCGGAAGAAAUUAAAUAUCGUCCAGUUGUUGUUGAUUCAUUUAAUAUCAUAAAAUGGACACAUGAUCAUAAUUGGAAAGAACCAUGUGAUGAUGAUGAUAAUAAUAUAGAUAUUUCUAGCAAUAUAUUACAGGAACAAGAAGCUAUGGAUAACAAAGAUGAAAAAUGCAAUUUGUCUAAAUCUACUGACGAAAUUAAAAUAUCUGAUAAUUUAUUUAAUGAUAUUGAUAGUAAAGAAGAAAAAUCGUCUAAUACAAUUUUAUCUACAAAAAAAAAAGCGCCAGCAGUUAAAUUCAGAAUUGUUGCAUCUUCUGGUACAUAUAUUCGAUCACUUAUUCAUGAUCUCGCUAUAUCUUUAGAUUCUGCUGCACAUAUAGUAGAACUUAUACGAUGUCGUCAAGGAAAAUACAUAUUAAAUCAAAAUACAAUAGAUUGGUCAAAAUUUCAAAAUGGUGAUUGGGAAAAUGACUUUAUAAAGGCAAUUUCAUCAAAAGAUGACUAAAUUUUAUUUUUUAAAAAAAAAAUAAAAUACAUUAAUACUAAAG
This is a messenger RNA of Pneumocystis carinii B80, 1094 nucleotides long. Its product is annotated as tRNA pseudouridine(55) synthase. The record is from RefSeq and is a predicted model, not a curated record. Gene Ontology annotation, biological process: mRNA pseudouridine synthesis; tRNA modification. Gene Ontology annotation, cellular component: mitochondrion. Bases 47 to 1051 code for a protein of 334 amino acids. Gene Ontology annotation, molecular function: pseudouridine synthase activity; RNA binding. The transcript is spliced from 6 exons. Lineage: Eukaryota; Fungi; Ascomycota; Pneumocystomycetes; Pneumocystales; Pneumocystaceae.